Molecule: messenger RNA, 744 nt
Organism: Trichomonas vaginalis G3
Lineage: Eukaryota; Parabasalia; Trichomonadida; Trichomonadidae
Product: protein of unknown function, DUF4106 family
Exons: 1
Coding region: 1-744 (247 amino acids)
Source: RefSeq, a predicted model, not a curated record
AUGGAAGUCAAUGGUGAACCAGAUAUAGCUGGUAUUUUAAGCGCGGCUUUAAUGCCAUUGAAAGAUAUGAAAGAUGCAGAUAUUUUGGACCAGUAUGAAAUGAACAUGGCUGAUGGAAAUAUAACACCUGACGUUCUAGAACAUUUAUCUCAAAGAACUACACAGAACCAUAGAGAUGGUAUAUUUGGUGAAGAGUUUAGAAAGAAAGUUAGGGAGAGCGAAGGAAGAGAACCUAUUGUACAUGACCUUGCAAAUGAAAGUUUGCAAAAUGUCAUAAAAACUUACUUUGCAGGCGAUGAAUCGAGAAGGGAUGAAUAUUUAAGAAAACUCAAAUGGACAGUACCAAAUGAAAUGUUAGUAUUGAAAAACAUGUUCCUUGACAAAAUAAAACCAACUACAGAAAUAAACGACGCAAGACUGAAAGAUUGGGUAAAAGCUUUCCCAUUCACAAAAGAUAUAGUUGGUAACAUGGAAAGAAAACCAGAAUGGCUACAAAAACAUAUAUUUGGAAACGAGCUUAUUCCAUAUGGACAGGCACUGUUUGAAGAGCUUGAACCGGAAACUCAGGAAAGAGUCAUGCAAACAAUAAGCAAAGACUCAAAUACAAACUAUGACAAACUCUUUCUAGGAUAUAGGUUACCUGAGAUGGGCGACCAGAGCCCAAAGGCAAAAAGGACAUGGGAAAUUUACAACAUACUAGUGAACAUGAGCAAAGAUGCAACAACUUCAAGCAGAGGGCAAUGA